AGAUCACCAAGUACGACAAGAUCUGCGAGUAGGCGUACGCUCGCUCCAAAGACGAGAAGAUCUUGCACAUCAAGCACUGGUUGGACUCACCGUGGCCUGGUUUUGUCACUCUAGAUGGACAACCCAAGUCCAUGAGCUGUCCUUCUACCGGUCUGACCGAGGAAACCCUGAACCACAUUAGACACAUGGCGUCGUCCAUCCUGGUGGAGGACUUCACCAUCCACGGAGGUCUGAGUCGGAUCCUGAAGGGCCGCGGAGAGAUGAUCAAGAACCGGACCGUGGACUGGGCUCUGGGCAAGUACAUGGUCUACGGGUCUCUGCUGCAGGAGGGGAUCCACAUCCGCCUGUCGGGACAGGACGUGGAGCGAGGAACCUUCAGCCACCGCCAUCAUGUUCUCCACGACCAGAACGUAGACAAGAGGAUCUGCAUCCCCAUGAACCACCUGUCCCCGGACCAGGCCCCCUGCACCGUCUGCAACAGCUCCCUGUCCGAGUACGGAGUCCUGGGUAAGGUCCUCCGACACCUAGGGACGGGAAUCGAGAACCGCUUCUUUUUGAGAACCGGAUCCCAGUAGCUCAAUUCC
Sphaeramia orbicularis (orbiculate cardinalfish) is the source of this 584-nucleotide messenger RNA. Its product is annotated as 2-oxoglutarate dehydrogenase, mitochondrial-like. The transcript has 4 exons. Gene Ontology annotation, cellular component: oxoglutarate dehydrogenase complex; mitochondrion. Gene Ontology annotation, molecular function: thiamine pyrophosphate binding; oxoglutarate dehydrogenase (succinyl-transferring) activity. The record is from RefSeq and is a predicted model, not a curated record. The coding region runs from base 132 to 575 and encodes 147 amino acids. Lineage: Eukaryota; Metazoa; Chordata; Actinopteri; Kurtiformes; Apogonidae. Gene Ontology annotation, biological process: tricarboxylic acid cycle.